Molecule: messenger RNA, 195 nt
Organism: Plasmopara halstedii
Lineage: Eukaryota; Oomycota; Peronosporomycetes; Peronosporales; Peronosporaceae
Exons: 2
Coding region: 1-195 (64 amino acids)
Source: RefSeq, a predicted model, not a curated record
AUGGGUCGACCCACGACCCAACCCAUGGGUUGGGCCAUGGGCUAUCCAAACGGAAUUCUCGUGGAUUUGGUAAAUAUUGUCAUGCCUCCACCAACGAGACCGCAAACAGCUCGGACAAUGAGAACAGGAACGCCAGCUGCUCGUCGCAAACGGCCCGCUCCUACGCUACGUCGACGCCAGGUUUCCCGUAUCUAA